CCGAGUGUGAGUUGUCAGUUCAAAGGCCGUUGCCUUUAGUUCCUGCUCCUCUUGGUGUCCCUUAUGAGCGGCGGCGAUGCGGUCAUUGGUGGGCUUCUUGCUGGUCCUGGCAGCAGCCACGUCGGGCCUUUAUUUGCUAACUGCCUGGUUGCCUGGAGGGCCGCGCGGGGGAAGCGGGUCAUUAAAAUUCCCCUCAGAUCUAGAGGAACUACAAGAACUUGCAGAGUUUCUACAGUACUACAAUAAAGAGCACCAUGCAUACGUGAUUCUGCUUUUCUGUAGUGCUUACCUGUACAAACAAACCUUUGCCAUACCAGGCUCUAGCUUUCUGAACAUCCUUGCUGGGGCUCUCUUUGGACCAUGGAUAGGACUUCUGUUAUGUUCUACUCUGACUUCUGUGGGUGCUACUUGUUGUUAUGGACUAUCCAGAAUUUUUGGGAAAAACUUUGUUAUGUACUAUUUUCCUGAUAAAGUCACCAUGCUUCAGAGGAAGGUAGAAGAAAAUAGACAUUCCUUGUUCUUCUUCUUGUUAUUUCUGAGACUGCUCCCCAUGACUCCAAACUGGUUUCUGAAUCUUGCAUCUCCAGUCUUGAACAUCCAUGUAACUCAGUUUUUCUUCUCUGUUCUCAUAGGAUUGACUCCCUAUAAUUUUAUCUGUGUCCAGACAGGCUCAGUACUUUCACAGAUAUCUUCCUUGGAUAACAUUUUAUCCUGGAGUAACUUAUUCAAGAUGUUGGCUAUAGCCACGAUGGCAUUAAUCCCUGGGACUCUUAUUAAGAAAUUCAGUCAGAAACGUCUCAGUUUAGACAAAAGUGAACAGAAAAUUUACCUGCUGAAUGGAAGAAAAUACAACUGAAUAGACUAUCCCUAAAUGUGGAAUUCUAUUUAAGGGAGAAUUGGAAAAUAGGUAUUUUGAAUCAGCAGUUCUGUUGUCAUUGAACUUUGGACUUCUUAUUGCUGUUUUAGGCAUCUUCUUUUGCUAAUGUAUAAAGAUGAGUCUUUUAAAAUACUGUUUUUUAAAAAGAGCUGAAACUAGUGUGUCCCAUUUUAUAAAAUUACUGGUGAUCCAGUUCAUCCAGAAGUCAGAAUUUGAGGGACCAAAUGGACCUGCAUCUAUUGAUUUGAGGAAAUCUAAAUCCUAGCAUCACUGAGGAAGCCUGAAAUUGCUUGCCAGAUGAACAGCAUUUGUUUUGCACAUGAAGCAGUUACAGUGUUGUAUUUGGGCCAGAUAUUGAUUUAUUUAAAUAAUGCCAAUGAUGAAUUGUGUUUCCUCCCAAUGUGAGGAAUGCAGUGAAGUUUUGUAUUAUUUCCUUUCACCAGUUGAAACAUCACAGAGAAGAAAAAUGAUAUAGAGGGAGCUACAGUCACGCAGGAAUGGCUUGCCUCUUAUCUUUCUGAGCAUUAAAUUUUUUAAUAAGUAUUUUAUGAUUUCUUGUAUAAGGUAACAUGAAAUGUCUGCGGGGUAUAGAAGACUUCAGAUUAAGUCUGAGGAAAUUUUCAUUCUAGCAGUAUGGAAAAUUGCAUUUUUCAUUUUUCAAAGUAAAAUUAUAUUAAGCAAAAAAUAUACUUUGAAUAUAAUAAUUGAAAUUGUUAUAUUGUUUACUCAGUCCAGUUUUCAUAGUUGUGAAAAUCCUCUUAUAAUAUGGCACUUGUUCUUAAUCCAAGUGUUAGUUAAUGCCAUUUUCCCCUGAAUUUCCUAUUUGAAAAUGGCCUUGGUCUUGCUUGUCUCUGCAUCAAGCUGCAGCUUCUUCAGAAUUCAGGAAAGAGCCUUGUUUGGUCCUUUUUAUACUACAACAAAGAAAUGGAUAGAAGACAAGGUGUUAAUGAAAGUAUUAAGGGGUUGUUGUUUUUUUGCCUGAUGUCUGCAGUGAUGCAAGUUUGCCAUUUUAGAAAUCAACGCAAGCAGAAAGUUCAGUAUCAAUUACUGGACUUUCUGUGAAUAUUUCCCUAAUUUAUUUGAGGUGGUCUUUGCUAUACUCUAAACCAGAAGUGGGGAACAAUGGCCCUUUUAUGACUUAUGGACUUCAACUCCCACAACUUUAUAACUUGUACUUCCUUGGCUGGCUCAGGAAUUCUGGGAGUUGAAGUCCACAAGUUAUAAAGGGGCCAUUGUUCCCCACAUCUGCUCCAAAAAAAGGUCACAUUGUAUUAAAUGUAUCAGUCUUAGCAAACUUCUUAGGAUGGUUGCUGUUGAUUCUUUGUACAUGUGGUAUGCCAAGAAAACAGUAAUAAAAGCUGAUCUGAAGAAUA
This is a messenger RNA of Crotalus tigris (Tiger rattlesnake), 2250 nucleotides long. It is a transcript of the gene TMEM41A, whose product is annotated as transmembrane protein 41A. NCBI's taxonomy places the organism in Eukaryota, Metazoa, Chordata, Lepidosauria, Squamata, Viperidae. The record is from RefSeq and is a predicted model, not a curated record. The coding region runs from base 77 to 856 and encodes 259 amino acids. The transcript is spliced from 5 exons.